Molecule: messenger RNA, 2313 nt
Organism: Thrips palmi
Lineage: Eukaryota; Metazoa; Arthropoda; Insecta; Thysanoptera; Thripidae
Product: CKLF-like MARVEL transmembrane domain-containing protein 8
Exons: 5
Coding region: 203-733 (176 amino acids)
Cellular component (GO): membrane
Source: RefSeq, a predicted model, not a curated record
CAAACUUGGGCCGGGGCCAAGUUCGCGGGCUACAGGUGGCAGCAAAGUUGCACAUUUGGCCGGGUAGGACCAAUCGCAUUGUAUCGCGUCGAAGCAUUAGGCAGGGGACUUCUUUUUGUGAGGACGGUGAGCAUUCGGUCGGGAAAAGUGGGUGAGACAGAGCGCUGUGUGGCAGGUGCAGGAAGUCUUUUAGACUGUGACAAUGGCAGACCCAAGCUAUGGCAGGACCACCACGGUCACCACCGAGACGAUUGUGACAUCGCCCAAUAUACGAUUUGAUCCCAGUUACAUUCGAACUGUUCCGGGAAUACUGAAAGCUGCUCAGAUUAUUUUGAAUCUAUUGGGAUUUAUCUGCAUCACCGUCUCUCAUUGGAGUGUGACAUCUCGUGCUGGAUGGUUCAACUUUGUGGCCAUGACAGGGUUCUGGUUUACUGGAAUACUGCUCGUUUUGUAUCUAUUCCAUGUCAUUGAAAAGUUUUUCAAGAUUCCCUGGUUGAAAUUGGAAUUUGGGUUCUGUGCCUUGUGGACCUUCUUCUACCUUCUCGCUGCAUCAUUGGCUGCUGGUUUUGCUUCUGUUGAUGAGUCUUUCGGUGCUGGUGCAUUCUUCGGCUACUGUGCUAUGGUUGCAUAUGCAUAUGAUGCUUUCCUGAAAUUCAAGGCAUUCAAAUCAGGACAGCUUGCUCAAGGAGAGAAGACCACCACCACGGAAACUGUUUCCCCCACUGCCUACUAACUGGUAGCCUAGCUUACUGCCACCAGUCAGUACAAAAUAUUUUCUCACAAACUUGCCUGUACCUAACUAAAACAUCGAAACUAUUUCUUUGAUGGUUCACCAUUGUUCUUAAUAUUUUUGUGACUACUUAAUUUUUAAUUAUAGUGGCACGUACGGCCGCUAUGUGUUGUUUUUUUAUAAUAAUGGCUCAUAAGGCAGCAUGUAUCUUGAAUCAGAACUGUAUUGUUUAUUUUUCUACUGUGUUUGUAACUUGUUAAAAGUAUCUCCCAAUGAAUGUGACUUCUUUUACUAUAGACAUUUGGGUGCAAAUUGAAAUUUUGAUAAGAUCUUAUUUUUAUGUGGAUUAUUAAUUUUUGAUUGAUGGAAGUGUGAUCUUGUUAGCUUGCACUCACUAAAGCUUACAUUGGAGGUUCGCCUCUGUUACUCAAAGUAGGGUCAUUGCCUUAAAGACUGCACUGUUACUGACAAAGUUUGUUGAAUUAAGCACAAUAAGAUUUGGUUGCUUAAACACUUAAUAAUCAAUUUUGUACAUAAUUGUAAGUUCCAAAUGUCACAUUUUGUCCAAAGUGGUGGGAGAAUGUGACUCAGUUUAAUGCAUCUGAGUUGAGUAAUAAUAUGGUUAUUACAAAAGAUGGCUUCUCUUAAAUGCUAGUCUUGCUUUACACUUACAGACAAGAACAUUAAUUAAGGUUGCUGUAUUGUAGUCUUAAUUGUCCAUCUAUAUGUUAAGAUGUUGCUUGAAUAAAUGUGGUUUAAAAGACACGGACACAAGUUUUGAGUUAUGAAUGCUAUGAUGUUGCAUGUUACCUGCCUUUUGAAUUGUUUCCGAUGCGUCUCUUCAGUGUUUCUAAAAAGAAAAUGGUGUUUCAAUGUUUUGGAUUGUGACAUUGCAUAUCGAUCUUCAGCAUAUCUUAGGGUACAUGUAUUGUAAUUUUUGACUGGUUUUCAAUUGGACCAUAUUUGUUAAACCAUACAUUUUUUUACAUGUGUUGUUGUUGUAAAUCUCAAUUAUUGUGAGCAUUGGAUAAUGUACUAUUUUUCCUGUUGUUAACUCUUGACUAAAAGCUAUUCUCAUAUUGACUGGUUUAAUCAACCUUAUUUGAACUUAAGUUUUGUAUUGCUUAAUUCAUUGCAAGUUUUUUAGUUCUGUUAAAGAAACGACAUAGGUUAUAGAAUUGUUGAAUUCUCUGUUACACAACUAUUUGUUUCUUUCAUUUCCCUAUGUCUUUGUGGACUUGAUCCAAAAAGGGCAGCUUGUUUCGGAGGUUUUCUCUCAGUUGGUUUUUGUUUUAAUUUGACUGACAUUUGAUCUUAUCUGUGUAUUGUAACUGUUUGCGUUGAAUGAAUUGUUGUCUUUUUACUCAUGCUAGUGCUUGUUAAUGCACCCUGAAUCACUGUACUUCAAAUUGGCAAUUUCAAAUAAGGAACUGCUUUGUUUCCAGUGUCUUUGUAGCCUGUGCACAUACAUUUGGUUUCGCAUUUUCUCUUAAUCUCAUUUUAUGGUAUAUGUCUCCUUUUUUGGUUACCAAAUUCAAGUAUUAUUUAAAGUACUAAGAAAAAAAAAAGGUUUCCUUUGUGUU